Molecule: messenger RNA, 4917 nt
Organism: Sabethes cyaneus
Lineage: Eukaryota; Metazoa; Arthropoda; Insecta; Diptera; Culicidae
Product: uveal autoantigen with coiled-coil domains and ankyrin repeats
Exons: 8
Biological process (GO): protein localization to ciliary inversin compartment
Cellular component (GO): ciliary inversin compartment
Molecular function (GO): protein binding
Source: RefSeq, a predicted model, not a curated record
UCAAUUGCUCCAACUAAUAUCUCAUCCAUAACGAUGAGAAACAGAAAAAUCUCACGUAAAACCACCGAAAAUGAAAAGUGCCCGCCGACCUGCCAAAUGGAGGCGAAGAGUAAACCCCGUACCCCGGUGGUACCGACGCCAGCUGUAAAUCCUUCCGCUAGCGGCGUGCCGCGCAGUGCUGCUGGCGUCGUCGUGAAGAAGAAACCCACCUCACUGAGCAAACGUCCGAAAAACGGUUCCAUACCAAAGCAUACGGUCAAGUUUAAGGAGCAAAGCGACCAGGAUAUUCUGGUAGUCACCGUCGAGCCACCGUCGCCAAGCCCUCCGGCAAGCCGUAAUCCUUCACCGGUGACUCCCAGCAAUCAAUUACAGCUGCCGGUCCUCGGGACAGCAAGAAAGCCAACGGUCGCCGGUGUAGACUCGACGGCCAACCAGAGAGGAGGUGCACGAAAGUCCUCGACCGCAACGGUCCUGCCGGUGGCGGGACGCCUCUCCGAAGGAUGCACAACGCUUAUGUAUGCCUGUCAGCAAGGAUUGACCGAGGAAACCGUUAGGGAACUGCGAGAAAAGCCGGACGUUGUUCAUCGACGGGAUCGAAAUAACCGAGGUGCUCUCCAUUACGCUAGUAAUUCGAAGGACGUCGUUGCUGCAGCAAGCGUUGCAAUGGUCGCUCCAGAACUGAUAGAAUCCGCCGACGAGGAUGGUUUUACGCCAUUGCAUCUAGCUGUCAUACAGGGAAAUCUGCAGCUUGUCAAUCUGUUACUGGCCAACGGUGCUGAUGUCAAUGCACUGGACAACGAAGGACACUCGGUGGUGCAUUGGGCAACGGUUUGCGGUGAAGUAGAAGCCUUGCGUACAGUUUUAUCAGCCGGUGCCGAUGUCUCUACUCCGGAUAUCAACGGAGGAAGUCCGUUGCACUAUGCAGCGCAGAUGUGCGGUGCAAAUUACGAGGGAAAAACGGCCCGUGCUUCUGCCAAACUAGCGCUGGAUAUUCUAAACACACUGCUGGCUCACCCGGAUACUUCGGUUGAAGUAGAGGACAAAGAUGGCCGUCAGCCAUUGCUGUGGGCUGCCUCGGCCGGUUCUGCCAAGGCUGUCCUGGCUUUGAUCAAAGCUGGAGCACAUGUCGAGAGUGCAGAUAAGGAUGGUUUGACCGCUUUGCACUGUGCAGCAUCCCGAGGUCAUACGGAAUGCAUCGACACACUCAUCAACCUCUGUGGAGCCCACACGGAUCAGAUUGACUCCAACGGAUGUACGGCCUUACAUUACUCAGUAACCCUAGGACAUGCAGAUGCGACCUCCUUGCUGCUAAAACUCGAAGCAGACCCCAAUCGGCAGGAUAGGAAAGGACGAACGCCGGCACACUGUGGCUGUGCGAAAGGUCAAAUGGAAACGGUUAAGAUUCUGUACACCAAGAAAGGAAAUCUCUGGUUACGAAAUGCGAAGGGUGACUUUCCGGUUCACGAUGCAGCAAGCUCAGGUCGACGCCAGUUAGUGCAGUGGUUGCUGCAAAUGAAGCCUAAACACAUCAACACGCCGAGUAACGAUGGAAGAACUCUUCUGCACAUUGCUGCCGGCCACGAUAAUGUAGACUUGUGCAAACUUUUGCUGGAACUCGGGGCCGAGAUGAAUAACUUGUAUCGACCAAAUUCGAAAAGUCCACCGCUCACUCCACUGGACUAUGCCCUGGCCAAGGGCUUCCGCUCUACGGCAAAGUUCCUGCAAAUGCAGGGUGGUCUUCCAGCCAACAAACUACGUCUUUCCGGUCGCCAGCAGAAGAUUCUUCCAGAUAUUGAUAAGGUGGAACCCUUGAAACUCACCGAAAAGGAAGAACUCAUAGAUCUUAAAACGUCCAAGCGAUACAUCGUUUACUUAAACUCAAACUCGGAAUCGGACAGCCAAGAUGACAGAUCACACCGAAAGAGCCGACACAAGCGAAAAGGAAGUCAUCGAGCUCGACGCACAAGCAGCUGUAGUGACAGUGUGUAUCUCUACCGAGAAGGGGCAGCCGACAUUAGUCGGUCCCGUAGCAAUGCGGAGCUGCACCGAAGUCAUCGUCAUCAUCACUCGAGACAUCACCGAGCCAGCAGCUCGGCCUCCUCUUCCACCAGCGAAACGUCUUCAGAUGAGUGCUGUAAGCACGUCAAACGGAAACACAAAUGCUAUAAGAAGUGUUCAUCUAAAUCUGCCCACGCGAAGGAUCGCUCCCACCGAGAGCGCGAAGCUAGGGAAUUAAAAGAGUACGAAUUUAUGUAUGCGGAAAAACGAGAAGCGGGGCCUCGUAAACCGGGUGAACGGUGUGGUAGAAUAGUGCUGAAACAGGUACACAGUGGUUCAUCGGAGAAUGAUUCGAUACCGGAGAAUGGUUUGGGGAGUACUGCGAGGUUGACCAGGAAUGGCAAACCAUCGCUGCUAAGUGUACCGACGGAACGGCUUGGAGCGGCCGGUUUGGGAGCAAGUGGUGCCAUGGAUUUUUUAGAGGAACAAUCACUGCCGAAAACUCCGCCAAAGGCGGAAUUUAACAUUAGAAAAGAGUCGGACGCCAAAUCAUCCGAUUCGGGAGGUAAAAAGUCAGCGAAAAAAGUUAAAGGUAAUGGCAAAAAGGCGAAAGCGCACGGUAAAACGCAUGGAAAGAAAAUUGAUUCACAUAGUGACGAGGAAGGGAAAGUGUUGCAGCAACAUGGUGAAAAGGUGGUGACCGAAGCUCAGGUGCAUCCGACACCGGACUCAAUGGCCAAAUCGACAGAAGACGACGGAGCUGCCACUGAUGCCACUUACACGAUCGAACAGAAGACUAAGUCGGAUUACGAAGGGUUGAGUGAGUCGGAAGCAGCGGAAAAAGUCAAAGGUGUAGGGAAGUUAAAGAGCAAGGUUGAAGCGGAAACAAUAGUGGAGGCCAAGGAUGAGACAGCACUUGAAACGACGGAGGUGCAGGAAGAACUUGCAGCGUUGAAAAAGGAACGAACCAAGCUAAAGUCUACUAAGGACAGCAAGUCAAGCAAAUCUAAAUCAGAUUCGUCCGAUAAGGAAGUACUGAAAGGAAAACCAAUGGAAGUUGUUCAUGUACCUCCAUCGCCGCCACCGCCACCGGAGCCAACUCCAGAGCCUGUUGUGAUUGAAAUGGAGCAGCAAGUUCCUCCGGAACCAACAGUUGUCGUGGAGCCCACAGCUGAACCAACAAUUCUUCCGGAUGAAGCAAUAGUUCCUCAAGAACCUGCACCACCGGAGGUGCAGCAAUCUGUACCAGAAUCUGUAGAGCCUUUACCUGCAGACACGCCCGAGCAACCAGUGAAACCAAGUGAAGAAGAUCAGCGAGCUCCUGCAACCCCUGAAACGUCGAAACAGACAGAAAACCAAGAUCAAGUUCUUCCCACAGACGUUGUUGCUGUCGAUGAGGAAUCAAAGAAGAAAGUAAGUUUCGACAAAGAGCGGCCAAAGUUAAAGCGUUCGGAAGAAUCGAUGGUGGAACAUGUUGAGGAAGAGGAAGUUCGCACUGAAGAGGAAGCUGUUGUCCCUUUAGCAGCGGCGGCUGCGAUAGACCAGCAGAAGGUUGACAUGACCAGAAGUUUUUUCGUGAAUUUGGACGGCGAAACGAAGGAGGCAACCGAGGAAGCGGACGAUAAGAAAAAACGACCCAAGCCACGGAAAAAAAUUCGAUCGAAGGAUACCGAAGAGGAAGCGCAAAGCAGUAAGGACCAGGAUUCCGGCUUCGAGCCCAGCCCGCAGUCAAUACGCAGUAAGCCGACGGUUUUCGAGAGGCCAACCAGCACGGCCGUACUACCGAGGAGACAAGCCUUUACGAUGGUCGAAGAACGGGCGGUAAGUUCCCGGCCGGAAGGAAGAAAACCGGGCGACAGGAAUGCCGUCAAUAUGACAACAGUUCAGCAGUCUAUUCAGCGCAACAUCCGACGAUAUUACAUGGAAAGAAAAAUUUUCCAACACCUCCUCGAGCUGAAAAGCCUGCAGAUCCGCUCGACGAAGGUGAACGAGAGUGCACUGGUGAAGCGAGCCGUCGACGACUACCACAAGAGUACGAUCGAGCUGGGCUACGAGACAGGCUCCACCCUGAAACGCUAUCCGUACUCGGAGUACUCCUUCAAGAACUUCGAGCUGUUCCUGUACGAUACGCUUAAGAGCCUGCAGAAGCGUGAGACGUACAAUUUCCAGAAUAUCUCCGAGGUGUACGACGAGGCCGAGCGUCGCCUUAGUCCCGACGUUAGUCGUUACGAACGAGCUCUGAACUGUACCACCAAAACGCAUCGCUGUCUCCAUGCAACGCACGCAUACACGGGAAUCCCUUGUGCAGCGUACAUCCCAAUGAUGAACCACCACACGAUACCGAAGCUCGGAUUUGGCCCGUACAAAUCAUCUUCUAGCGGAGUUGGCAGCUUUUUCCUACCGAAAAUCCUCACCAACCCAACGGACCGGAAUUGUCCUGCCGCAAGCGCCCUAGCCGGAAUGGGCGGUACUGCAAAUAGCAAGGUAGCCUUAGAGUUAACCCAUGGUAGCAACAAGCAAGUCAUUACACUGCCAUCCGAAAAGCUCGAUAGCAAUAAGCGAUAUUAUGUAACCUUUACCCUUAAACCCCCGGGCAUCACCGAUGCACAGACCCCUGCCGCUGCGGCUGCACUCGAUUCAACUGAUCAAUCAUUGUUAUCCAAUACAGGCAAGCCCGCGGAAAGUCAGCCUCGGUCAGCUGCCGAGUCCGACGGUCAGCGGUGGCACAACAGCAGCAGCAUUGGCUCCUUUAAUGAUGCCCAACAUCCGGACCAGCGGCAGCCCCAGCCCCAGCCAGCAGCCGGUGUCCUUCCAGCCGUUGUAGAGGAAGACUCAAACCUUGACUCCAGCUCCCAGCAGGACCAUAGCAGCAGCGGCAAUGGCGGUUGCGGUGCCGCCAGCCCUAGGUCAGCCACCUAG